This is a messenger RNA of Folsomia candida, 676 nucleotides long. RefSeq lists its product as uncharacterized. Bases 92 to 550 code for a protein of 152 amino acids. NCBI's taxonomy places the organism in Eukaryota, Metazoa, Arthropoda, Collembola, Entomobryomorpha, Isotomidae. The record is from RefSeq and is a predicted model, not a curated record. The transcript has 2 exons.
AUUUGAAAAGCAGAAUUGCAAUUUAAUCAGCACACAUCCAAUUUACCCAACCUCAAUACAACACCAGUUACCUAUCCACAUUUCUGAAAAUAUGCUGAAAGUCGCCGUUUUCCUAACCCUGUGCGCUCUGGAGACCUUCGCGGGCAAUCCUAUGGCGUCGGUUUCCAGGUUGGGCGUUUUUCCCAGCAACAUCCUCCGAGCAGUUCCUCGCCAGGAGGAAUGUGGAACCUGCGACACUGAUCAAACGUGCUCAAUUCCACCCGGCGAAUAUUUCCCCUGCGACAAAACCUUCACAGCAACAACUUCAACUUCAUCGCUCACAAUGCAGGUUGACGUCUGUUUUGGCACCGAUAUCGAAUACUGUGUUCAUUUACUUGAUACUGAUCUACCAAAUUCUGCAAUAGAAGGUGGACUCUCCUAUACAGUCAGAUUUUCCGUCGUGGCGAGUGACAUUUUGUCUGGAAAAGAUGUCCAAUUUCGUUCGAACCUUUUGCAUACUGAUACCAGGUUUUUGGAGUUCUGUGUUGCUAUUAACUGCAGAAUUUUGUGAUUAAAUACUUAUUGGAACUAUGUAAAAAAUGUAACCAAACAUCAGAGUUUUGGAUUAUUGUGAUUGCAAAAUUUUGUUCUCCUGAAUAAAAGUUUGCCUUAUUUUGCGCUAAAUUCAAUGCAUCUA